AUGGGUCCCGACACAGCUGACUGUGGGUCCAGGGCAUACCAACACUUGUAUCUGCCUGCUGGUGGGUGGGGCUGGCUCCUGGGGCAGCUAGUGGAGAGGUCCAAGGUGUCCCAGGGCUGGUGCCAGCCUGCUGGAGGGCAAGGCCUGGGCAUACAGAGCCUGAGCGAGGUGCUGCCUGCACGUGAGCAGAGUCAGAUCCCAGGAACUCCGGCAGCAGAGCAGGUGCGGGGGUGGGGUCCCCGAGCUGGUGCUGGGCUGCUGGCAGGCAUCACCACAGUGCUGACCAUGACCACGCUCAGCACCAUAGCCAGGAAGUCCUUGCCUCUCGUCUCCUACGUGACCGCCAUGGACCUCUUUGUGACCGUGUGCUUCUUGUUCGUUUUUGCUGCUCUGAUGGAGUAUGCUACCCUCAACUACUAUUCAAGCUGUAGAAAACCAGCUACCACCAGGAAAAAAACAUCGCUAUUACAUCCAGAUUCCUCAAGAUGGAUUCAUGAAAGAAUAAGCCUACAAGCCCCUUCCAGCUACUCUCUCCUUGACAUGCGGCCGCCGCCGCCUGCAAUGGUCACUCUGAGCAGUUCCAUGUACUGGCAAGAACUUGAAGAUACCUGUGUCUACGAGUGUCUGGACGGCAAAGACUGUCAGAGCUUCUUUUGCUGCUACGAAGAAUGCAAGUCAGGAUCCUGGAGAAAAGGGCGGAUUCACAUAGACGUCUUGGAGCUGGACUCAUAUUCCCGGGUUUUCUUCCCCACUUCGUUCCUGCUCUUCAACUUGGUCUAUUGGGUGGGAUACUUGUAUCUCUGAAUGCUCCUCCUAGUGAUGAACGAAGAGUGUUAGGUUCCCCUCUUUAUCUUUCACCCUCCCCAGACCAGUAGUGACCAACUGGAGUAGCAAGGAAAGACACUGCUCAGUGUAUCUGAAGUUGUACAUUACCUUUGGAUAGCGCAGGAGCACGUGGCAAAUAUUCCUGUUACGUAUUUCAAACUCACACACACAUACACACAAGCUAAUUGAGUUUUAAAGAGAUGUUCUUGUUACUCCCUUACUGAGUCUGUAGCUUGGUGAUGGUUAUGAAUGGUUUUGGAUAUUGGAAGCAGCUGCCAAUGUUCCUUGCAAAGAAAUCUGUGAAACAUGCAAGCAGAUGUCUGAGAAGCUCUCUCGGGCCCCGACCCUUCUGCGUCUCUCCCUUGCAGCCCUCCACAGCACCGAUGCCCACGUGUGGGGAGCCACUGCAGGCCAAGACACACGCAUGCUGGAGCUCAGUGCCCUCGCAGUCGAGCUCAUGUGUGACUGCAGUGAGCUUCCACCCCAUUUCCUUUCUGUGGUCUCUUUCGCUCUGGCACCAAACCACCUUCAUUAGUUGGCAUUCCUUUAUCUCAUAGCCCCAGCCUGGGCUGGGGAAUGGUGUGUAUGCUUCACCUACAAUUGUUCAAUUGAGGAAAAAGUCUGAUUUUCAAAAUUCUCAUAUUGCUGAAGUCAAAGAUGUUUAUUACCUCUGAACAUCAGAAGGUUGUUAACUUUAUUCCAAAUUAUUGAAAGUUGCUGGUAUUCAAGCUUUGGGUUCUUGGACGAGUUCACUUUGAGUUCAGCACUUCUCCUUAGGAGUUGUGCUUCUCCUAGACCAAGGUGUAACCCCAGAGCAUAUGCUCUUGUGGGCUCCAGGAGUAUCUGCAUCUUGCGAAGAAAUGUAUACAACAUUCACAAGUCUUUGUUUUGCUGUUUUCCAGAGUAUGAAAGAAAUGUAGAUAGAAUUUUUAAAUUUUUUUCUUAGUGAAUAUUAACUUUCAAUUCAGAUCAACUUUAGAUGCAAAAAAAUGAGUAAUGGCUAUCGUCAAUGAUAUAUUUUGAUGAACAAAAAUUAUUUUAUACUUUGCGAUAUGGAUAUGUAGCAAAAUUCCAAAGAAAAAAAAUUCCUUAAAAUUAUUACUCUUUUGAUAUUUUUAUAACACAAAGUCAACCUGCUUCUUGAAGUUAGUUCUUUGUUAUAACUGGAUGCUAGUAUGUGCUUCACGAGACUCCCUGAGAAGCUUUCCGCCAUCGAUAAGAAAAGAAAAAGUCCUGCCAAUAGGUUGACAUAUGCUUUGGCAUCAUUCAAAGUUUGGUACUAAAAUUUUGGUACCAGAAUCUCUGUACUUCUCAUCUUUCUCACCCAGAAUAUUGAAUCUUUUAUUGGAAACCAUAAAAUUUUAUUUUAACUAUGUAUUGUACAUAUAAUUAUUACUCAGAAAAAAGAUGAAACAUUGUGCAGAAAAAGUAUAUGAAAGCGCUCAUUUCAUACAACUUACUGAAUGCAGACUAAACACAGAAGGGAUGGGAGCGGAAGAGAGCAGAAAAGUUGAAAUUAGAUGAGUCUGUUUAUUUUUAUGAACAUCAUUUCAUAUGAAGUGAAUGCAGGCUUAUUGAUCUUUAUCACCCAGUUUUCGAGGAUUAAGUCUGUAAAAUAUGAGACAUUGAGUUUCUUCCUAUCAGCUCUCUCCCUGCGUUUUGAUUUGAUAGUUGCUACAGAGGCCACAAGCCGAUUGGCUUCUAUUUAGAAAAUCCAAUUUAAAACACAAAAUAAGAAUGAAUAUUUGUGGAGAAACAGGUCGAACCUAGUGGCCUAGAUGACAUUUCUGCUCUGUUGGAGAAUUCCGCCUGCUAGCAACCUUGUCCUGUCACGCAUCAACCUUGUCCUGUCACGCAUCAUGCUUCACCUCCUCCUGUCAUGCAUCACACCACAGGGAGAAGGCCUGGAGGUGCCCUGAUCAACUCCCAGCAGAGCGCUGAGCACCCAGGAAGGGACGCCCAAGCUGCUGCUUCUUCAAACGCGAUCCCCAACUUUAUCGUUUCUAACAAUGUGAAGAAUUUCAGUCUGUUAUUUCUUUUUUUAAAAAGUUCUGGAGGAAACUUAAUUUUCUAGUGGAAUUCUUCUUGGGAGAAAAAUAACCUAACAUCAUUUUUAUGACAUAGAUUUAGUACAAUUUACCUUUAAAACUUUUAUAGAUGUCUGUUGAUUCAAGGCCAUUAAAUAUUUGAGCAUCGCUGGCAACUCCAAUGAAGUUAUACGUAUAGGAUCAUCUCUGUUUCCUGAAUCCAGCCGUCCUCUUCUCCCCAGCCUCAGUUAUUCUGCUGGUCUGAACACACUAGUUCAUGGUCCUUUCCCAUGAAAGAAAAUAUUCACCUCAAGAGAAUCUAAUAGUUAUUCACUCACAGAGCAUAAAACGGAGUUCUGCACAUAGAGAAAUCUGUCCACUGUGGGGAUCUCACUUAACAAGAACUCAGACGUCCCCUGAGAACCAGCCAAUGCCUGUUUUGUCUGCAGCCUUGCCUAUUCAAGUCAUCUUGUCGAUCUCAGCUUCAGAGAUGAGCCUUUUCCAUCUACAGUAAAGGAAAGUGUCGUGCACCUUUCGCAGGUACAGAGCCCAGGGGCACACUUGUUAAGUAUGUAUGAGUUUAUUUCCUGGAGGAAGAGGGUGGGCACUGGGAGAGUGUGAGGGAAAUGCAUCCCACUCAGCAAUGUGCUCGGCUAGUCGGGCAUGCACGCAGAGCGUAGUGCCAGGCUGUUCUGUACAGGUGUGGCCCCUCGCCGCCCCAGCCGCGUUGCAGUUAGAACGGGGAAUGAGCGUUGGUGGCUGCGUGGCGGCUGUGGGGAAGUUGUCUGAGUCACCUGCAUUCCAAAAGUGCUGCUGCGUCCUUCGCUUUUACAAACACUAAAUUGAGGGGAUGACUGUUCCACAUUUUGACAAGAAUUUCUAAUUUCUGACCACCAUGGAUCGUGCUUGCAAACAUGACUGUCUCUCUUUGAAGCUGCAUCUGGCCUGAGAGGGAGAGAAAAAGACAUUUCACACUAACUGAAUUAGAGCAAAAUGCCUCUUCAGAGCUUACAAAUUUUCAGUUUCUGCAAAGUCUCAACACAGACCAGAACAGAGACUCUCAGACACAGAACUGAGAACAACAAUGUUACUGUAAUUUACUCUGAACCCAGCCAAUACUGCCCCUAAUUUACCCAACAUAUGCCUUAAAACAACACAUAAAGCUCAAAUCAUACACGUCUUGUAGAUUUCCCGUUUCCUGUGAUCACCUGUAUUUCCUGCCAGGUUUUAUGUAUCAUUUAUAAAUAGAUGGAGAAAAGAUUUCUUUACAUGCCCAACAGUCUUACCCUUAAUUGUACUAUGAAGUCAGUUAAGAGCUCAGUUUUUGCAGAUUCUUCAAUUGAGGAAAUGCUUGUCCUUUAUGGCAAAACAUUUUCAGGUUACAUAUAGAAAACGGGGGCAAAUCUAAGUCAGUGACGCAGUGCUGUGAUCAGUGCUUGUGAUGGGAUGUUAGUGUUCAUACAGAACCUUCACACCAAGUCUUUUUGCCUGGUCAUAGCUCUCUGCGGUAAAAGUGUUUAGGCUUUUUUUUUUUUUUCCUGCUUUGCAAAAUACCACACUCUGGAAGCAAAGGCGGGUAAUCAAAACUCCAUUUUGCAUUGAUGCAUACUCGCCACGACAGGGCACUCUUUGUCUAAAGGGCUAGAACACAAGAGAAACAAAACCUCAUCUUUGGUUAUUUUUACCUUGGCUGCCAAUAACUGAAAACAUUCUGUUUCCUUUGCUGACUUGAAGAACUCUAACACGUCUCCAGCCACUACACCUAUCAUCCCAGAUCAGUGCUCUCAAGAUACAAAGCAUUUCUCUCCAUGAUCUUGCAACUGUCUGAGUGCUUUUUCUGAAAGUUUAUAUACAUAUAUACACAUGGAAUUUCAUCUUCAAUUUCUGUAAAAAGAAAAAAGUGAACGACUUGGAUGAGCGAUUCGAUGUAAAUAUACCUUGAAAUGUUUACUACUAGACAUAGACUUCAGAACACCAACACUUUAAAAAUACUCGGAAAGGUGUCUGUAAGUAAGAGUGAAAGGACCAGACUGUGAACACACCAUGAUGUGACGUUUACAAUUUACUGCUGAAGCCCUCCUCGAAUUGCCCCAAAUUGAGAAAGUGUGUAAUCUGUACAUGUUUCUUUUUCUUAAAUUUGCUUGUAGGAAAUCUUCAGUUCACACAGUUUAGCAGUAUCACAUCCAAAGAACCAAAAAAUAACAGUUCAGACUAAAUGACAGGCACUCUUUCAAAUUUCUUGUUGACUUACAUUUACUAUAAGAAGAGGUUUCUGUCAUCAUGGGGAGAAAACAUGUAUAUGUUGAGAUAAUAGGAAAAUAACUCAGCCAUUCGUAUCUGGAAAGAUAAAAUCUUGGCUUUCUGAAAAAAGUCUCUGAUAGUCUUGAAGAAAGACUAGACUUUAGGGCAUUUCCACUUCUCCCUUUAAAUUUUCUUGUGAUUGCAAGCCGGCGACUCCUGGAUAUAUGCCUAGUCUAGAUCUAUUAAGGUCAAAAGGAGGAUGUUUCCUAUUUUUUUUCCAUAAUGCUUAUUACUCUGCUCAUGGAAAAACUAAAUGUUAGACUAGUUUAUAUCAAUUCUAAGAAAUUAAUUGAACAAUCACGAACAAGUUUUCAACGUUUUGAGUUAACCAAGUGGGUUUUAAUAAUUGUAUUAUAUAGGAACAUGGACUCAAAAAUAAUUAAGAUACAAAACACAGGAGCAAGCCCACAUGCACAGGCACACUUCUCACACACAAAGCAAACACCACUUGGAUGUAGCAUGUAGAUAACGGGAGGGAAAUGUAAAUUUGUUUGGCUUAAAUUAUUCAGAAUCACCUACCUCCACCACUUCACUUUUUGCGUUUGUAAACGCCACACCAAGUUUUCCCAGCCCAGCGGGCUGCUCUGCAAUGUGAGGGUGAUAAUGGUUCCUGUGGGGAGGGCCUCCUGUAUCCGCUGAGCAGUUUACACUGAUCAGGUCGGAGAGAACAGUGAAGGCUAGGUGCCAGUGAUGACAUCCCCCAGACUGAGAAGGUGGCAGCUCUGUUUUUCUCUUUUCUAGUUACUUGAGAUUCUUUAUUUUUCCCACUGAUCACUUUUUCACAAAGGUAUUAAAGUUCCCAUUUUCUACUUAAAAAGUAGAUUCUUAACUCACUGUCAGACUGAUUUUCAGGACCCAGUGAUGAGCGCUUUGAUUUGGUCAGUUCUUAUUACAACAGGUUUUUACCUUGUACUAUUCAUGUUUGUAACAGGAAGGAUUUAGAAUGUCAGUUUUGUCAACUGACAGGUGACAAUCCCCGCCCCCAACACACAGAGCAGCACUCCAGUCACUCGUGCGGAGGCCAGACCACCCGUCACCUCUCUAGCUGUGGCAGUUCCAGUCAGCCCAUCCGCCAGUCGGCUCACCUGCCCUGUUCACCGAGUCCAUGCACUGCUCAGAGCAGUGUGGCCCUGGAAGCCACAGAGAGAUAAAAAGAGAAAAAACACAUUCUAGAGUGACUUUCAAUGUAACUAAAAGAUAAGUAAUGACAGAAAAUCCGCAUGGCUUGCUGAUGCAAUUUUCAGCUUGGCAGCAGGACAGAUAGGGUCUUAGAAGAAAUGAAUUAUGUUACAUCCCCCCCAUCAUCACCGUCAUCACUGUCACAUUAUCUGUGUCCUUUUCCUGCUCCCAUACUAGCCUUUAGCUAUUGAUGCAACACAGAGGUUUAAUGUCUUUCCCAAACCAUAACAAACUUAGAAGUUAAGAAAGAAAAUGGAAAAGUUUCAUUUCAGUUUAAAUAUUAAAUACUUAGAUCAUAGUUCAAAAUUUUGCUUGCCUAAAACAUUCCCAGAAUCGCUCUUUGCCCCAGAAGUUUGGUCUCGCUACCCUGUCACGAUCAGAAUUUGAAAUUAUUCCUUAAAGAGUACUUCACCUGAUUGCUUCCUGGUUGCUUGUGGGUUUUUUGUUUGUUUGUUUGUUGUUUCUAGCACUUGGCAUUUUUAUUCCUUCUCAUGGAGUUAACAUUUAAUUUUACCUGAGAAGUAUCUCAUUUCCCUAAAAUGAAUGCUUCUGUGCACACCACGCCUCAGAUUUUGUUAGCCCAAAAGGACAAUCAAUACACUUCUUAUACAAUUUGGGUCUCGGCUUUGAUUCCUUCCAAUGUAUCUUGAGAUCUUUACUUCUGGAUAGAAAUAGAUGCAGGUGAAACAUACUGAUGAAUUUCCAGUGUUUACUAUUAUACUAGCUGUUUAGAAUAACUCUAUUAAAACAUUAAAAAAAGUUUCAAUCAUUCUUGACCUUCAAAAUGACUAAUUUUGUUCUAGUAAACAAUGUUUACCUGCAUAUGUGUAGUACUACAUGGUAUGUUUUUCUUUAUAAGCAGCUCCUGGACGAAAUGAAAGAUUCAUUCUUCAUGAGCGCAUUUUCUGUGGCAGAUUCUAAGAGAGUAAACGUUUGCAGGAAUUGGGCCUGGGUUGUCUUGUGAGGGGCAAGGCGCCAUCUUGUGUUUACACGGAGUGAUGUGUGUAUUUGUGUCCCUGUGUACAGUGGUAAAACUGGAACAAUCUAUUAGCGUGUGUAUUACUCUACCUACCACCACAAAUGUAGCUGAAAAAAGUAGAAAGGAGCAGAGUUUCCUAAUGAUAGCAUAUUAGCUUCCUAAGCUUCUUGUUAAGGAAAAAAAGAGGGAGAGAGAGAGAGAGAGGUAGAAGGACUGACAAUCCUUAUAUUCCUUGAAAAUGUGGAACUACAUUCUUUCUUUAAAAAGAAAGUCAAGUAUAAACACUUGAUCAGAAGUUGUUCUGGAGUCCAAACCAGCCUGCCUCCGGCUGAGAGCAUCAGAUCAUCAUGUUUUUACUAGGGUGCACCUGAGCGACUCCUUGGUCAUUUGAGCACCGCCGUCUAUUUUAAUUGAUAAACCAAAAGUAGUUCUCAAGAUGUGGGGGCAAAUAGCUAUCGUCACAGUUGUUUGCAAUGUGAGAAGGUACCCGGGCUGGUGCGACCUGUAGCAGUUUGCCAUAGUGUGUGCGUGAUCUCUUUUUGAAGCUUGUGCAGAAAGGAAAACAGUCAGGGGCCGUAGGAGAUGCCCGAGGCAGAAAGGGAGAGCAGAGAUGCGGGUCUGCUCUCCGCCUGGAUAGAAGCCUUUCUGCCUGUGGUUCAUCUCAUCCAAGUGGGAGAAAGGUAGAGGGAAUUCAGAAUCUGAGAGCAUCUUGGAAUCUGCUCUGAGCACACAGUGAAGAGGAGCCUGGCCCAGAGAGGAGACCCGCCCUGCCCAAGGUCGUGCACUGGUCCGUCUCCAGGCAAGUGGACUGAGGACCAGGUCAGGGUCACCAUCCUCAUCACGUGGCCUCCAAUAGCCCCUGGUCUGCUGUCGCCCCACGAGGGCCUGGAGGCCCUGGCUCUGGGUCUGAGGUCCCACCAUCCUCCUCCUCCCUGUCAAGGACAUGACUCCUUGCUGGCCGUGCUGCUCGUGGUGUCCUAGUGAAAAGCGGGCACACUUGCGCCCAAUGUGCCUUGGCGACACGAGCGGCACCGCGCCCUGCUCCGCCGGUCUGGUCCCCGCUGGGCCCUGCCCAGGAUAGGCCGGGCCGUUCUCUGUAUUUGUAUUUGUAUUCUUACGUUUGU
This is a messenger RNA of Vicugna pacos (alpaca), 8435 nucleotides long. NCBI's taxonomy places the organism in Eukaryota, Metazoa, Chordata, Mammalia, Artiodactyla, Camelidae. The record is from RefSeq and is a predicted model, not a curated record.